Podarcis lilfordi (Lilford's wall lizard) is the source of this 10243-nucleotide messenger RNA. Lineage: Eukaryota; Metazoa; Chordata; Lepidosauria; Squamata; Lacertidae. The record is from the annotation of a GenBank genome assembly.
UGAAAUCUUCGGACAAAGGGUGGUAUACAAAAAACCAAAAAGGUAUAAUAGUGCCCAUUGUAGGAGAAAACGACGACAACAACAACAACAACAACAACAACAACAACUGCAUGGUGUGGACUUGGACUUGGCCUGCGCAGCUUCAAAGCAGAGUUCAUUCUGGAUGCACGGAAAAGAAAAACCCGCCCCUCGCCUCAAUCCUUCGCUCCAUAUUGGCUGGCGGCCCGGGCAGCUGGGCGGCGAUUGGCUGGGAGCCGGCGCCCUCGCCUCACUAUUAUGCUGUCAAGGCCCAGGUGAGCUUUGCCUCCUCGGCGCCCGCCGCCUUCGCUGACAGUUGAGGGAGCGGGGGGGGGGCGACUCCCCUCCGCCUGUGGGGCCGCCGGGCCGCCAUGUUCUGCUACUCCGAGGGGCUGCUGGCCGCCUUCUCGACGGUGCUGCUGGCCGCGCUGGUGCUGAGCCGGAGCGCCGUGCUCUCCUGCCUGCUGACGACGGGCCUCUACCUGGUGCUGCGCCUCUUCAGCCUCGAGCCGGCGCCGGUCCAGCGAGCCCAGCUGGUCGUCCAGCCGCGCGGGAACCCGGCGCGCAUCGCGCACCGCGGCGGCGGACACGACGCGCCCGAGAACACGCUGGCCGCCAUCAGACAGGUCAGACCCCCUAAUAUUUAGUUCUCUUUAUUAUACCACAUCUUCUUCCCUCCACCCCACCCCACCCCCCAAAAAAUGUGAGGGAGAAAUUAAUUAAAAAUUAAAUAUUUUUUUGGAGGGGGUGUUAAGCCAUGCGAUCGGAAAUAAAACCAUGCCCUGCAGGGGAUUGUGGUGAUGAUGGCGAAACAGAGCAGAGAGUGAAAGAAGGAAGGCAGGAAGCAAAUGUUUUAGACCCGGUUGGAGGGUGUGGAAGGGACUUGGGGUGUUUAACCCGUUCCCUGUUGCUGGAAAGGGCUUCAGAGUAAUGCCACGGCAUUCAUUGGAAAAAAUUUCCCCAUACAGUGGUACCUCGGGUUACAUACGCUUCAGGUUACAUACGCUUCAGGUUACGGACUCCGCUAACCCAGAAAUAUUACCUCGGGUUAAGAACUUUGCUUCAGGACGAGAACAGAAAUCGUGCUCCGGUGGCGCGGCAGCAGCAGGAGGCCCCAUUAGCUAAAGUGGUGCUUCAGGUUAAGAACAGUUUCAGGUUAAGAACAGACCUCCGGAACGAAUUAAGUACUUAACCCGAGAUACCACUGUAUAUGCUUGUCACUAUUGUACCUGAAAUAACGCACGGCAUGCUUUGUUAUUGUUAGCACUGUAUUUUAUUACAGCCAUAUCCUAAAGCUAUGUUGGCAGUCAUCAUUGCAUCUUUCGGAAGCAGCUGUCACUGUGUGUGUAAUAAUUCUUCUGUCCUGCAUCUCUUGCCAUUCACUUUCAUCAAAAUACCCUGGGUUCUAGUACUAGGAGAGGGGAAGAAAAAUUAUCUAUCUACUUUUUCCUCACUUAACCUUUGCUCCUUGGUAAGUUGCUCCAGCUUCAUGAUCGUAGAAUCAAAGUUGGAAGGGACCCUGAGGAUCAUUUCUAGGGCCUAGGCCAAUCCCCUGCAAUGCAGGAAUAUGCAGCUGUCCCAUCCAGGGAUCAAAGCUGCAACCUUGGCGUUAUCAGCAAUACACUGUCACCAACUAAGCUAUCCAGCUCAUUUCCCAACAUUGCCCUUUUCUGCACCUUUCCCAGCUCUCUAAUAUUCUUUUUGAGUUGUGGUGAUCAAAAGUGGGCAUAGUACUGUGUGGUCCACACCAUAGAUUAUGCAAAUGCAUUAUGAUAAUUGCAGUUUUAUUUAUUAUACCUUAUCUUUCUCUAUCCCUUACCACCAAAAGCCAGUUUAGGGAGAACUCUCUUAAACAACUUCUGGAAGGUUCAGGGGCUUAGGUAUAAAUGAAGGGGGCAUUCUACAGUGUAACAUAAAUAAAACGGGGGAAGUCUAAAUUUUAGUUGUGUGCUAGGUGGGAGGGAGAUGCACAACAGAAGAAGACUAGAACAGGGAGGGGUCCAAAAAUUGUGCAUCUUUCUAUUCUAUUUUAUUGGUGUUAUUGAAAAGUUUGCAUCCUCCGAUAGAAGCAACUCUCCUUGUAGAAGCGAGAAACUACACAACUGCAGGCUCUUGUGGACUAUGCAGCAGUACUGGGAUUAAGACCAUCUCUUGUAAGGAACAUGCAAACACAAAAGAACCAGCCUGGAUUUUCUCUUGACCAGGAGAAGUGACAGAUACACCAUUCUUCUCUUUAGUGGGCAGAUGCUGACUUUCCCACCCUAGAGGGUUGUGACUUACCAGGAAUUUUAGAAUUUAGGUCCAAGGUUAAUCUCCACACAUUUUAUUUUAUUUUAUUUAUUUCUGUCUGUCUGUCUGUCUGCCUUCCCUUCCAAGAAGCUCAAGGUGGCAGCAUAUAUGGCAUAUAUUUCCCUCUUCCCUAUUUUAUCCUCACAGUGUUCCUAUGGGGUUGGAAUUAAAGCAGGCUAGCAAUGAGUGUUAAAUUCUGGAAUAAUUGUUUUAAAUUCUGGAAUAAGAGACCUAAUUUCAAAGUAAUGUUCCAGGGCAGACUUGCAAUGGAAUAGUAAACCUUUGAGGUUUAUAACCUGUCCUGAAGCUAGUGGUUGCAAUUAAAUGUGUGACAAACAAGGGAAGGUAACCCUCACUUGCUGUACUAAUGAGAGUGAUUAAAGCAUCAAGGAACCACAGGGAUUAUUGAGAUCAACUGAAACCUAAACAAAGUAAGGAGAUUAACAAGGGAGCUGAGGUGCAAAUAUUUGUGAAUCAUUAGUGGUAAAUAUAGUAACCUUCCACUUCCCAAGACAAUCCAUCGCAAACUCAUUGAGGGGAGAUGCUGUUUACUCCUCUGUUUCUUAUCUGUUCUGCAAAUCAGAUAACUGACUUCCACAGUCUUUGCUUGGACUUUUAUGAGAUUUAAAGUGUUUCCUUAUCUCUGAGCAGGAUACACAUUGCCUCUCAUUGUUUGUUCACUUCACUAUAAAGAUUAGAAACUCAACAUUUAAAAACAAAUACAAAUUGUACAUUUUUCUUCUUUGAAGAACCCAGCAAGAUUAUUAUUUUUUUCAGUAUCAAUGUCAGAAAAGAAAAAGCCUGGCAACCCUCUUGGUGACACAAGAGGACACAUCCCUUAAACAAAUCAGUACAAAUUUUGCAGGAUAUCUUCCCAGAAAAGCUUUCAGAGAUAAAAUUAACUUCCCUCACAUUCACUCUGCAGGUUACAGAAGAAAGCAUCUUCAUUGUUUAUUAUUUCUUUUAUCUGGACUUGUCUUCUUCCAAGUUACAAACCAAUCUCACCUCAGAUGUUUGGGUGUCUUAGAGCAGAGCCUAACCUGAUGAUAUUAAUGGGUGGGGGCAAUUGUGUGGAACCAAGUGACCCAUUAGAAACCUUGGAUCCAAACCAUUUAGUAUUUUAAAGUUGGUAACCAGCACUUUGAAUUGGUCUUGAAAACACACUAAUGUCAAUUGAAUACUUUGGAGAUAUUAAAUAACUGGCCCCUACCAGCACCAUCUCAGUUUGUUAACUAACAUCUAACCCAUAACAAUCAGGUUAAGGGUUUUUACUCUCUAAAAUCUGAUGAAAAGCAAUCCUAGAGUUGGGUGUCACCCACAUAUUGGUGAUCAUAUCUCCAGAUGACCUCUCCCAGCAGUUUCAUGUAAGCAUUAACCAGCAUGAGGGAAAAGAUACAACAUUGUGGAUCUCCACAGGCCAAUUAACAAACAAGAACACUUAAUCCCCAGAUCUGCCUUCAGAGAACUGUCCUUUAGGCUGGACAAGAACCAGCACAGUCCUGUACUCCGAGCCCCAACCUGGCCUGGCAGUACAGAAACACUAUACCAUGACCAAUAGUACCGAAAGGUCCUGCAGCACCAACAAAAGUCAGGUCACAGUUGGUGAAUUCGUUUCAGUUUUCCCCAUUUCUAAUGUGAUGGUAACAAAACACAGAUUACAAUGCAAAAUUUGCAUUGUUAUCCAAUGUCCUGUUUAAAGCAGUUUGUUUUUUGUUUAUCAAGGCAGCUGAGAAUGGAGCAACAGGGGUGGAAAUUGACCUUGGAUUCACUGCUGAUGGCAUUCCUGUCCUGAUGCAUGACGACACUGUAGACAGGACCACGGAUGGGUCUGGAAACUUAAACAGCUUGACCUUUGCUGAUAUCAGAAAAUUUAAUCCAGCUGCUAAACAUAGAUUAUGGUAAGUGAGCAAUCUGAAGAACACCUUCAUUCAUACCUGGAAAUACAAUAUUUCUGUACCGUUACACAAAAUGUUUUCUCUUACAGCCUGAUCCUAUGCAUGGUUAUGUGGAAACGAAUCCCACAGAAAUAAUUAUUUCUUAUUCCCAAAUAAGUAUGUAGAGAUAAGUGGUUUGUGAAGAUGAGCGCCACCUGAUGUAGCGAUGGAUGGGAAGGCCUGGCUUCAAGCCACCUUUCAGCCAUGAAGUUUAUUGGGUGAUCUUGGGCCAGUCACUUGGUCUCAGUGUAACCUACUUCACCAGGUUCUUGUGAAGGUAACAGGUGGAAGGAAAGAAUCUUAAAGAAUGGGUGGGAAAUUCUUCCAACCAGAUCUGUUUCCUGUCAGAUAAUUCCAAAAUACUGUAAAGGUGCAGCUUUGGGCUGUUCGCAAGCAUCACCAGCAGAAUACUACUGGAUAUAUUAAGCUUGGACUGUUUAUGUUUUGGUAAAAACACAUACUUUCUUGAUUAUUUUAGUUCUUUCUAAUAUUAGGUCACAGUCAGAGCCACCUGUCUUGAAGAUUUUAUGGGAAAUAAGUAUGCUUAUAAUGGAGUCAGGCAACUGAUGGGUGGGUGGUCUCAUCUGCCUAUCAAAGUUGGCCCACGAGGUGAGAGGAGAUAAACAUCUGGUUUGCCCCCCUGCCUUAGAUGCUUCAUGGUGAUAAAAGUGAACAGAAGCAUUAUUCCUUUUUUUGAUGUAAAUGUUCAUGCAGGAAUGCACACAAUUAAAUUUUUACUGUUUCUCUGUAGGAGGGAUUAUCGUGGAGAAAAAAUACCAACUUUGAAAGAAGCUGUUUUGGAAAGUAUGCAUUACGAUCUCACAAUCUACUUUGAUGUCAAGGGCAAUGCAGACAAGGUACCAUUUUCUUCCACUGUGCUGAAGCCUCACAUUCUUGUGGGGCAGCACAUGGUAGAGGUCUUCCACUUGAUCAGAUCUGAGAGAUCUUUCUUAGUAAAUCAUUAAUGCAAUUUUACCAAGACAAGAAGAACAUUUGUGCUGCUUCCUUUUCAGCCUAUUUACAAUCAUAGCUGAUUUACCCCGCCUUUGGUCUUAUUCGUAGCGAUAUAAUACCGAAUAACUUAAGCCCCUUUCCUUUGUGGGUGAGACUAGUUAAAAAUAAGCUUGAAACAACGUUUUCUUUAAGUUGUAGAUGUGGGGUAGGGAAGGGGCAUUUAUCCCGUUUUCUGGCACUGUGCACAUGGAAUUUUAUAUAUAUAUAUAUAUACAUAUAUAUAUAUAUAUAUAUAUAUAUAUAUAUGUAUAUGUAUAUGUAUAUAUAUAUAUGUAUGUGUGUAGUUGCCUUAUAUAGAGUCAGACUGUAGAUCUGCCUAGUCCAGCCUUGUAGUCUAAUAGUUGUUGGCAGCUUUCCAGAGCCAGACAGGGGUCUUUCCCAGUGCUGCUGCUACCUGAAAUCAGUCUUAAAUGUUCAUGCUGAGGACUGAACAUGGCACCUUUAGCAUAGCAUGUACUCUAAUACUGAGCUACUGGUCCUUUUCUGAAUCUGUCUCUUACGUACUGAACCAAAAUGCUUGCCAAAAACAAAUUUUCCACUGGAGCAAAUUGGGCCUUCCUUGAUGUAUGUCUCAAACAAUAAUUUUAUCUUUGUAUACACACAGCAAGCACCCCUGUCUUGACUAGAAGUACCUAAGCCAGCUGAAUGGCAAAACCAAAGGUCAGCAUCUUGCAUUCAAAAAAAAUUAUGCAAUCCUUUCCAUCUCCAGUCUGACCUUUAGGCUAUAAUAAAAAAAAAAUCAAAAUUACCUUUAAACUGCUUUGCACUUCUUUCAUGUAACUUGUUUCCUGGCAGGCAGUUGCAGCCCUAAAACCCCUGUACUUGGAAUAUCCUCGGCUGUACAACACUAGCAUCGUUUGCUCUUUUAUGCCGGAUGUUGUCUAUAAGGUACAAUUUUUCACCUAAGUGUUCUGUUGUUGCCAUGAUAUUUCUGGUCAUGGUAAGAUUUUAAUUUGGGUAAUUUCAGCAUUACAUGUAGUACAUAAUCUUUCAGAAGUGGGAACGAUUGUUAGAGACUGACCAAGUGGCCUUCACUUUAAAAUCUUGAAUAAUUCUGUCCACUGUGAAGCGUCAUAUGGACUCCCUUCAUUUUGCAAGCACAGUGGGGGGGUGUUGUAUGGGUCAUGGAUAAAGGAGGUCAGGCCUUACUGAAGACAGCUUACGCAGGACCCCCCAAAACCUAAAAUCAGUCCUAAGCUUGCUUCAUGGGGGGGGUGUACAGGUACCCAAUACAACCAACCCUAAUCAUUAGUUUAAUUGCUAUAAACCAAAUAGUUUUAAAACUAUUCCAGCACGCAGCUCUUCAAGGCAGAUACAUAAUUUGGGAAGUAAAUCAAAUCAGUAAGGUGUACUUCUAAGAGUAUUUAGGUUUGUGGCACAAAAUGUCUGGACUUCUUUAGCAAACAUGAUGCAAGGGUCGAGUUCCAGCCUUUGACUCUUCCUCUACAAAUGCCAGACCACCAGAUAUAGCAAGAUUAAGUACCAUCAAAGUCAAGCUUGAAAUGAUGAAAGUCAAGUUUCCCUUGCAAUAUCAGUCUUUGUACAUCAAAAUGUAUUCAUUUGUUUCUCUGCUUGGCCUUGUAGAUGAAGCAAGCUGAUAGGAAUGUUUUAACAGCUCUAACCCACCGACCAUGGAGCUUUAGUUACUUUGGAGAUGGGAAGCCUCGCUACACUUCCUGCUGGAAACAUUAUUUCAUGAUGAUGCUGGACGUCAUUUUGGACUGGAGCAUGCACAACUUCCUGUGGCACUUCUGUGGGGUUUCCGUUUUUCUGGUGCAGAAAAAUUUCGUUUCACAGUAAGCAGAAGACCUUGACUAUACUCUGGGAUAGCCAGUGAGAGGUGCCCUCCAGCUGCUAAUAAAUUAAUAAAUAAUAAUAAUAAUAAUAAUAAUAAUAAUUUAUUUAUACCCCGCCCAUCUGGCUGGGCUUCCCCAGCCACUCUGGGUGGCUUCCAAAAAAAUAUUAAAAUACUAUAAUACAUCAAACCUUAAAAGCUUCCCUAAACAGGGCUGCCUUCAGAUGUCUUCUAAAAGCUUCCAAAAGCUUGUUGGACUACAACUCCCAUCAGUCCUGAUCACUGCCUAUGGAACCCAACAACAUCUGUAGGGCACUGUGUUGGCUACCCUUUGAGGAGUAUCUUAGCUGUGGGUGGGUUAUACAAAGGAUUGGGGGGGAUGAGGGGGGAGGAUAGGCAUACAUCAAAUCAUGCGAGACAUAAAAGAACAGAGUGCAGGUGUCAACAUAGUGGGUGCCUAAUCAGCUUUUAUUUAAACCACCCUAACUGUGUGGGUGGGACGUGGGUGGCGCUGUGGGUUAAACCACAGAACCUAGGACUUGCCGAUCAGAAGGUCGGUGGUUCGAAUCCCUGCAACGGGGUGAGCUCCCGUUGCUCGGUCCCUGCUCCUGCCCACCUAGCAGUUCGAAAGCACGUCAAAGUGCUAGUAGAUAAAUAGGUACCGCUCCGGCGGGAAGGUAAACGGCGUUUCCGUGCGCUGCUCUGGUUCACCAGAAGCGGCUUAGUCAUGCUGGCCACAUGACCCGGAAGCUAUAUGCUGGCUGCCUCAGCCAAUAAAGCGAGAUGAGCGCCACAACCCCAGAGUCGGCCACGACUGGACCUAAUAGUCAGGGGUCCCUUUACCUUUACCUGUAUCGGUAAUUCUCAUUUGUGGUACUUGUAAACAACCUUUCAGGGUAAAUGCCCUCUUAUGGUAGCUUGAAAAGGCAGCUUUGUGCAAGGGCAGGAUAAUUUAGCUCCAUACACAUAGCCGAGGCUUUCAGGUGGGAGGAUACCUGGGUGCUGCUUCCUCAGCGACGGCACUGGGGACAUGGAGGGAGGCAGGGCUUUCAGCUGGAAAUGUACCUAGGCAUGCUGCUGUUUCUCCCUCUGAUGGCCUCAAUAAUUAUCCCUAAGAGAUGGUUUCCAAUUGAAUACCACACCUUAACUUAAACAAAAUAGGGGGGAAAGAUUGUGGGUUAAGGACCAAAAAGAUGGCCUGCUGUUACUAUAGAGAACAUGAAAUAAUAAAGGGUUUGGUUUUAAUUGCAGUCACUUGCAGUCUUCCCUCACAUCAUUUCUGACAUUAUCCUUUUUAGGGAAUAUGUGAGACAAUGGUCUUCCAAAGGAAUUCAAGUUGUGGCUUGGACAGUCAAUACAUUUGCUGAAAAAAUGUACUAUGAAAAUGUUCUCCAGGCCAGCUACAUCACCGACAGCUUAGUGGAGGACUGUGACCCUCACUUCUAGCCUUUGCUGGAUUCUUUUGGGUUUCUUCUUUAAAGCAAACUGAAGUUUGUCAGCAGUGGAACUUCAAGGAUUUAUACUGAUUUUCUUGGGACUGAAUGAUCACAAUGCAAAGUGGAUCCAAAUGUUUCUUUUCAUCAUGCUGGAUGGUAUCUUAACAUUACAAUCAAUUUUAAUCCUAGCAAGAAGAAUUGAGAGUCUAAGAGAGGGCUAUGCAGCCCUUUUAAAAAAUCAGGUUGGUUUAAUGCAGGUGUGGACUUGUAGAUGAUUGACACUUUUUUUCUAAAUUAAGCUGCUUUUUUUGAAAUAAAUCAAUGCUAGGCCUUUACCAAUCACUGACAUGACUUGAAACACAUUCAUUAGCCUGUACUUAGAAUGAAAUAGCAGGGAGACAACUGCAUAUACCUCCUCGUUGUCUAGUCAAAAGACAAACCAGUUCCCCAAGACAUGGACCAGAGAGCAAGAGAAAAUCAAAGCAUUUCGGGGGCUGGAAGAAAUUAGGCCAAGUGCUGCAGGUUGGAGUACUGCCUUAUGGGUAAGUGGGUAGCUGGGUGCAACAGAAUCCUCCCUGGGGGAUAUGAGUAAGAGGCAUUAGCUGAAAAGCAAGACCUGGAAACAACAUGGAGCAACACCACAGCCAGGAAUAGACUAUAUGGGUAAGUAGGAAGAGAUUUUGGGGGCUCAGAUUAGGUGCCAAUUUGAAUUCACAUUUGGCACUGCUUUUGAAGCAACAAGUUAAUUCUUACAAAUUAGGGUCUGCUCCUCUGACCAAGAUUCUUUGCAGGUUGUCUUUGCACUCAAUAACUUUGUGUCCAAACGCACACAAAGGAAAUGCCUUUACUAUGGAAGUUGCUUAUGUUAGGGAAACUAGAAACUACCUGACAAAGUGGAAGCAAAGAAAAUACGACCACUUGGGGAGAAAUGGAUGCUGAAAUCUAGUAGGGAUACAGAAGCACUUGAAGAACUAGGAGUACACUAGGAAGGGCAAAGGUUGUGCCUUAAACUCUGCAAACCAGCUUUUCACAGGAAGAAGCCAAGCACCACAAACAGCUGAGCAGCAAGAACUCGCCCGACUCCUGUUGUAGAUGCAAUCCUGAUUCCAGCAGCCAGGCACUCCUCAAAAGUGCUCUUGAUUGCAAUUCAUAUGAGUAGUUUGACUGGAAGGAAUUAGCUGGGCCAGAUGGCAACUGAAGCAGCCAACCAUUGAUGUAGGGGAAAUAAGAGUGUCCUUGUCAAACAAUUUAAAAAUGUGCAGCUGCAAAGUCACAGCUAAAACAGGUUUCUGUUUUCCAAACUUACAUUACAACUGGGGGUGUGUGUUUGGUUAUGUAGCCAUUGUUCUCCAUAAAAGGUUGGGACUGCACAGAUAUGAAGUAAGAUAUAUGUAACCAGAUUUAACAUUUCACAGUGGUGACACAAUGCAUGUUAAUUAAAAAAAACAACAGAGCUCUCAUUAUCAUUCUUUAUAAAUGCCUCUAAUCUCUGUAAAAAAAUAUUCUGAUCAACACAGCAAAAAUAAAGCAUUUCAGAAAGAUUACAACAAAUAUUUACAGACCUGUACUUGGCAGUUAUUAAUCGGAAUAAUUUACACUAAUCCAGUAAGAAAGUUCCAUGAAAAAGGUAUUUAAUCUCACAUCUUUCCAUAUGUAGUCAAUCCUGUCCUGGAUUCCGUUGAUGAGCUGCAUCCUGUUUUAAUUAUGUUUCACAAUAUUUUCAAAAUAAUUAUAAUAAAGCAAAAUUGCAACCAGUG